This is a messenger RNA of Toxoplasma gondii ME49, 2237 nucleotides long. RefSeq lists its product as hypothetical. Bases 587 to 1861 code for a protein of 424 amino acids. The transcript has 10 exons. Lineage: Eukaryota; Apicomplexa; Conoidasida; Eucoccidiorida; Sarcocystidae. The record is from RefSeq and is a predicted model, not a curated record.
CCAGAUCCUCUCACUUUCUUCUUCUCUUCUUUCUCUCCGCCCUCCCGCUGUUCGUGUAGUUGCUUCUUCUCAACUCGUCUCGGUCUCCCCGCCUCGCUCGGUCAUCAGCAGAAGAAAACGGUGCAAAAUCGGGUGUUUUUCACGAGAGAGCUGCAUCCCCAAAGAUACGCCUCCCUCUCAAUUUUUUUCAAACGCCUCAAUUCUUAUUCGCCUUCGUGUUUCUUCUUCGGCAGCGGAGAGUCCAUUCCUGUACCUGCUUUCCACCUGCACACCGACAUCACGCUCUGAGUUCUCGUCUCAGCUGACAGAAGCUGGCCGCUGUGCUUCCUCUCUGCUUCUGUCGAAUUCUGCUAGCGAUAGACAGUCCUUUCAUGCCAUCGCAAGCCGGACAAUUUCCUGGAGGUGAAGGACCCGCGGGUCGUCUCUCUCCGUCGAGUUUGUCUCCCGUCCUCGAGAGACAGAGCGCGCUCCGUCUGCGGCGUUCGCUCUCUGUCUCUCCCUCUCUUUUCGUCUCUCGCUGUCUCCCUGCCUCUUCUUGCACCUUCUCCGCUCCGGCGCGAGGCGGCAUCUCCCAGGCUGAAGCACAAUGAGGAAGAAACUGAGGGAGGAGACUUCGGACAGAGAGUCGGCCAGCGAAGAAGACAGGAAAAAGAGAAGACGGAACAAGGAGGACGAGUCGAGCGAUUCGUCCUCCAGCUCCGAGAGCGAGAAGGAGAGGACGAACAAGAAGGCCACCAAGAAGAGCAAGAAGAAGGAGAAGAAAAAAAAGAAAAAGAAGAAAAAGGGGAAAUCUUUCGGCUCACACCUUGAAGACGCUCCGCCGCCGUACGACGAAUUCGAAGUUCGACGGCUCCUCACAGGUUUGCUGAAGAAGAGCCGAUUUCUUGACACAGAGCUUGAAGGCCUCUUCUCCAACCUUGACGACAAACAGAGCGUCUUCCUGGACGGCCUUCCCGACGCGACUCUCCGCAAGAAACUUCGGCACUUGUUCCGAGCCUUACGACUUGAGGAGGUGAGAGAAGACGACAGUGUUGGAUUCAAGAAAGGCAAGACGCUGUCGUCUCUGUCUCUGCGGCGAGUCGUUCGCGCUCUCUGUCGAGAAAUCAAGGCCUCUCUCCCUCUGCCUGAAGUUGAGUGCGUCGUCGCUGCAGCGUCGUCGCCAGGCUGUGCUCGCCCCACGGAAAACCCCACAGAAGGAGACGGUGGAGACACCUCCGGAAGAGGCAGUGGAGACACAGCCGACGCAACGGAGACUAUCGCGGGUUGGCGAACGGUAGACAUGACGGUGGCGGGGCCGGCGUUGCCGCCUGGAUUCGACGCGGCUCCACAUCAAGACGAGAAAGAUUCAGACGAAGACGUGGAGUUCUGCGGACCGUCUGCUCCCGAAGCAGAAGGCGCCGCAAAGCGUGCACGCGAAGAGUGGAUGUUGGAGGCUCCUGCAUACUUGAAGAAGACCUUCGCAACCAACAGCAAAAUGGAGAAAAUCAUGGAACAGAAACGCAGAGAAGAUGCAGAGGCUGAGCAAAUGCGAGCUGCUAUGGAAGAGUGGAAUCGAAAGCAUCGAGCGAAGAGUUUAAGAGAAAUGGCUGAAACGGGAGAAGUUGAAGACGGCAGGGAAAUGUACAAAAAGUGGAAGCAGGCGAUGUGGGCGCAGAACCUCUGGGGAAAGUCCGCGGCGGAGCAGCGAGCCGUCGAAGAGGGGAAGGACGAACCGAAUGCUGGCCAGCCGUGGAGACGCUUCGAUCGAGAACGAGACCUCGACACUCGACAGACUUCACGGGAAGACUACAAUAAACUGGUGGCGAAGGCGUCGGAGCUGAACAGUCGCUUUACAUCAACAUGGCAAUCGAGCUUUUUGUAGAAAACAGCGAAAGAGAAAAAUAUCUCUCUGCUCGUCACACUUGGUGUUACAGAUCGAUUUUCAUCUCGCUUCUUUUCGUAGCUUUUCUGUACUUGUUUCUUCCUCCCUUAAUAUCCCUGAACUGCCGCGCUGUCCUCCGUUUCCCCCCUGUUUCUCUUCCUCCUCUUUUUUGUUGCCUUCUGUCGUUUUUCCACUUCAUCCGCUCUGCCUGCUUGUCAAGGAGCUGCUCUUCCCCCACAGCGAUUUCGUUUUGCACCUUUCGGACGCAACGAAAAGCUCCACGUUCCUUUCUUGUCCGUCUUGAUUUUUCUGACCAACUUUCUGACCAUAUGUCGAUUUUUUCCCGUUUUCCGGGUCUCAAAUCCGGUUCACAGUC